This is a messenger RNA of Exophiala viscosa, 2379 nucleotides long. RefSeq names its product adenosinetriphosphatase. The transcript has a single exon. The coding region runs from base 1 to 2379 and encodes 792 amino acids. Gene Ontology annotation, molecular function: RNA helicase activity; ATP binding; nucleic acid binding. Lineage: Eukaryota; Fungi; Ascomycota; Eurotiomycetes; Chaetothyriales; Herpotrichiellaceae. The record is from RefSeq and is a predicted model, not a curated record.
AUGGUCCGGGCCAGAGAAGAGGACGAGUUUGUCUUGACGCUGUCGGACGCCGAAGAAGCACCACCAAGCGAGUCCGAAUCCGACCAUGAUCGAGGAACGAAGCGCAAGCGAGACGAACCAUCCAAGAAGACAGCCAAAAGCAAGAGACAGAAAACACAGUCCAAAAGCCAAAAGCACAUUGAGCCUCAACCAGCGUCCGAGGCAGAAAGUGAAGAAGACCAAGGUGUAGAAGACGGCGCCAUUGAUUCUGAUUUCGAGUUCGAAGUUGGUGCAAACGCAGCGCUCGAGGACCUCGAGGACUUCGAUGGAUGGGGUGCCAACGAGAGUGUGUCAAAGACGAAAUCCAGUAACAAGAAGGGCGUGGACAUUGACGAGCUGAUUGCCCGUCGCGCUGCAAAGAGACAAUCCCAGACGAAUGGCAAGGAGCCCGUCGCGGCAACGGAUGAUGUAGUGGACGACGACGAGGAAUCUCCGGCCGACGAUGAGGAUGGUGACGAUGAGAUACCAGACUUCGACGACGAUGAACUACUAGCACCCGACACGUUCGGUGCCGAAGCUGCCAGCGAAGACGAAGACGACGACGCCGAGUCUGCUGACGGGGAGGAGGCUGAGAACGACGAUGCCUCUGACAACGACUCCGUUGCUUCUCCCACCGCACAUCCAGACGAUCUAGCCUCCGAACAAUCGGAUGCCGAGUCACAAACCUCAGACGCAGACCCAGAAGAGCAGGCAAAGAGAGAUGCCUUCUUUGCUCCUGAAGAGAAGGCCAAAACACCCAACCUCAAAUCCGUCUCCUCGUUCCAGCAAUUCUCCUUAUCACGACCUAUACUACGAGGCUUAGCCACACUAUCUUUCACCACGCCCACUCCCAUUCAGGUCCGAGCCAUACCCGUUGCGCUGCAAGGUCUAGAUGUCGUGGGUUCCGCAGUGACAGGUUCCGGCAAGACGGCGGCUUUCCUUCUGCCCAUCCUCGAACGUCUACUCUACCGCCCACGGAAAGUACCAACCACUCGCGUCGCCAUUCUGAUGCCAACUCGUGAACUGGCUGUCCAGUGUUACAAUGUGGCCAUCGCACUCGCCCGCUUCACCGACAUCACAUUCGCCCAAGUGGUCGGUGGAUUCUCCUUGCGCGAGCAGGAGGCCGUCCUCAAGAAGCGGCCCGACGUCGUCAUCGCUACACCAGGUCGAUUCAUAGACCACAUGCGCAACUCAGCCAGUUUCGCCGUGGAGAGUAUUGAGAUCUUAGUCCUCGAUGAAGCCGACCGGAUGCUGGAGACUGGAUUCGAAGACGAACUCAACGAAAUUUUGAAAACGAUCCCAAAGGGCCGGCAAACCAUGCUUUUCUCCGCCACCAUGACCGAUAGCGUCGACAAGCUCGUCCGCGUAGGCAUGAAUCGUCCAGUCCGGCUAUCCGUUGACGCGAAGAAGAGCACAACCGCCGGUCUCACCCAAGAGUUCGUCCGCCUCAGGCCGGGCAGGGAGACCUUGCGUCUACCGACACUAUGCGUACUUUGCAAGAAAUUUUUCACCGAGCGCACGAUAGUCUUCUUUCGGCAGAAGAAAGAAGCGCAUCGAGUCCGAAUCAUCUUUGGACUUCUGGGCCUCAAGGCCGGCGAACUCCACGGAAGCAUGUCGCAAGACCAGCGUAUCAGCGCUGUCAACGAUUUCCGCGAGGGAAAGACCACGCAUCUUCUUGCAACCGACUUGGCCAGUCGAGGUCUCGAUAUCAAGAACGUCAUGACGGUGGUCAACUAUGAAGCGCCACAGACACACGAGAUCUACGUGCAUCGUGUGGGACGUACGGCUCGUGCGGGUCGUUCUGGACGUGCCUGCACUAUUGCCGCCGAGCCGGAUCGGAAGAUCGUCAAAGCAGCAGUGAAGAGCGCCAGAGGGCAGGGCGCCAAGGUGGUCUCGCGUGCGAUGGAUGUCGAGGAAGUAGACGCGAUGACCGCGCAGAUUGAAGAGCUGGAAUCAGACAUCGAAGAGAUCAUGCGAGAAGAAAAGGAGGAGAAGCAGCUUGCACAGACUGAGACUGAACUUUUCCGCGGCGAGAAUUUGGUCAAGCACCAGGCUGAGAUAUUGGCCAGGCCUAGGCGGACGUGGUUCGAGAGCGAAAAGGAGAAGCUAAAUGCAAAGAGUCGGGGUUUGAUCGAGCUGAACGGGCCUAACGGAGUAGUCAAGGUCAAAGGCGAGAAGAAGAGGUUGAGCAAUAAAGAUAAGAAGAGACUGGAUGAUCACAAGGAGCGUGUGGAAGGCAAGAUGUGGAGGAAGGGUAAAGGCAGCGAGGACGCUGCUAGGAGGGAUAGGCAGGACCGGAAGAAGAGUAAAUCGAAGACCGCCGGGAAACCCAAGGGCAAGACAUUCAAGAAAAGGAGGUAG